GAAACAAGCGGGGCUUACCAGGAUAGGGCGCUUAGUGCAGUCACAAGAGCCGACCGUCCAUGAACAAAAACAUCCAGGCAUUAAUUUCUCAGCUCAGCUACGUUUAAGCAAGUAUAUUUGGAUACUUGAGGUUCCCCAUCAUUUGAUUGGGGGGACAUGGCGCGAUGGAUAUCUCCAAGAACAUUUACGCGUCCAGCCCUCUACAAGCUACGAGUCUUUUAAUAAACCGCAGAGAGGAGUUUUGAGACACUUUUUAUCUGAACUUCUGUGAUGAAUUUGAAACGAAAUGAGGGGCAAAUGUCAAAGGAACUGACCACGAGUUGAGGGGGGAAAAAACCUAUGGGAAAGAUGUCUACAUUUGCCACCCACCCGAAAUCGAUUGUAUUACAUUUAAGAAGCUUCGCACUUGACGUAUAAAAACAAGACGCAUGUUUUCAAGAAAGACACGAGACAACAGGAACUGUUGGAAGAUAUAUUUUUCUCUGACAACUUUGCGUGCACAUCAUUAGAGGUAGAAGCACCUACCAAUAUAUAAUCUAGCUGGAAAGCCAUGCGGGCUGAGAAGAGAUGGCACUUAUUGUUGAGUAUGAGUCUUCUGCUCAUCACCUCCAGCCAGUGCAUGGACAGCAUGGAGGUAAAGGAGUCGGAAAGGAAAACUCUGCUUAAUCUAAUCCCGCAAGUGAUCGGGGACAAGCCCGCGUCCAGGCGCGUCACCAGUGGCCUCUUCUCUGUAUCUCAAAAUGUGAAGUUUUCCUCUCGUGAAAAGACUGCAGAAUUGUCCAAGUCGGACAACAGCAGACCAAUAGAGAUUGUCCCAAGAGACAUAAACAUGAAAGACAAAUUUAUAGAACAUUUUACAGCAGGACCAGUCAAGUUUCCAUCUGAAUGUAGGACACAUUUCCAUAGAAUUUAUCACAAUACAAAGGAUUGUUCCAGACCAACAUAUUAUAAAAGAUGUGCACGAUUGCUAACCAGACUAGUUAUGAGUCCGCUUUGCACACAGUCAUAGAAACCGCAUGUCCUAAAGAUAUAAAAGAAAAACACCAGAGAUGCUGGAGUAAAUUAUUAUUUCCAAGGAAGUGCCUUCAGAUCACCGCAAUUAACUGAUAUGGUUUCAUUUAUGUCAUUUCCAUAUCCAAAAUAUGCUUCUUCUUUAAUAAUAAUAAAAAAGGUUGCUUUUUAUCAUAAUUUAUGUUUGUUUUAAAAUGUUCUUAAAAUGCUUUUUAUAUUAUGAGUUUUAAAGAAAGUAUUAUCUGCAGCCGAUUAUUUAUUUAAAUGAUAUGUAAAUAUUCUGUCCUUAUUACAUUUGAAUAUAUCUCAUUAAGCCACAAUAACUCCUAAAUAUAUAUUUGUUCCAAAUAUUUUAUUUCAAAUCAAAAUAUUUUAUUUAAUUCCUUACACUUUAAAAAAAAAAAAAAAGAUUGUGUAUAUGAAAGUUUCUUACCAUGCUGUCGUUUUCAUGAUAUCAACCAUUGGCACUUAUAAAAAUUCGAAUGAAGAAUUAUUUCGAAUUGCUAAACCACAUUGUUUGAUCACAAUGGUAA
Carassius carassius (crucian carp) is the source of this 1544-nucleotide messenger RNA. Its product is annotated as ALK and LTK ligand 1-like. Gene Ontology annotation, biological process: positive regulation of ERK1 and ERK2 cascade; positive regulation of ERK5 cascade. Gene Ontology annotation, molecular function: receptor tyrosine kinase binding; receptor signaling protein tyrosine kinase activator activity. The transcript has 6 exons. The record is from RefSeq and is a predicted model, not a curated record. The coding region runs from base 551 to 1009 and encodes 152 amino acids. NCBI's taxonomy places the organism in Eukaryota, Metazoa, Chordata, Actinopteri, Cypriniformes, Cyprinidae.